AUGGUUCUUAAAACCCUGUUACUCCUGCUUGCUUGCCUGCUCGCCCUCUCACCAGGUCCCUGCACUGCUAAGCGGAACUUCGGCGCUGGCAGGUACACCAUCAGCAGAACCAUCCGCACCAUCAUCACCCACGUGUACCGCUCUUCAACUAACGCCACCACAGAUACCAAGAUCGUUCCCAGCAGCAGCAGCAGCAGCAGCAGCAGCAGCAGCAGCAGCAGCAGCAGCAGUAGUGAAGGCAGCAUAGAUAGCAGGAGUAGCAGUAGCUCUAUUGUUUCUUCGGUAGGGGAGCCAACGCAUGAUGCAGCAGCAGCUAGCGCGCACAAGUCGCUGGCUUCGCCGGUCAAGUGCUCGUCGACCUGCCUUCGGCCUCACCCUGUGUGCGCCGUGAAUGGCGUCACCUACUGGUGUGGGGCGCAGGAGGCGCAGUGCGCGGGGGCGGAAGUGGCCUAUGAGGGCACAUGUGCUCCAGAGAGUGGAACUCCGGGGUUAAGUCCGCGGACGUGGGAGGGGCUGGUGCUGGCUCAUCAAUUGUGGAUCCUUGUUGCCGCGGCUACAGUGCUGGCAGGACUUAUGUAG
This is a messenger RNA of Closterium sp. Naga37s-1, 579 nucleotides long. The record is from the annotation of a GenBank genome assembly. Lineage: Eukaryota; Viridiplantae; Streptophyta; Zygnematophyceae; Desmidiales; Closteriaceae.